Molecule: messenger RNA, 2718 nt
Organism: Rotaria socialis
Lineage: Eukaryota; Metazoa; Rotifera; Eurotatoria; Philodinida; Philodinidae
Source: the annotation of a GenBank genome assembly
AUGGCAACAUUACGACGUCCAGGUAGAGUUUUUUCGAGUGAAUCAAGUGGUGGAGUAUCAUCAUCGGACGAUGAUGCACCAUCAACAAUAGUUGGCAAGUCGGCAACGAAUAAACCAAGUGAAUUAUCAUUAAAAGAUGAUGAAGAUACUAUUGAAUAUCAAGCACCGUUACCUGACUAUUAUGAAGAGGCAGGCGAAUCAGAUGAUGACCGACGAUUAUUACCGAGAGCCAACCAAUCAUCUGCAUCAGGAACCAUUGAUGAUGAACAUGAUAAUAGAAAACAAUUAUCAACAAAGAAAAAACGAAAGAAAAUUUAUUAUAUAUGUGUAUCCAUGUGCAAGUAUGAAUGUGUACGACGAGCAGCAAAACGACUAAAUUUUCGUGAAGUAGCUGAUGAAGAUGAUUGGAAUGUCUAUUGGACAGAUACAAGUGUUGGUAUUGAAAGAGUUGCACAAAUGAAAAAAUGGCAGAAAAUAAAUCAUUUUCCUGGUAUGAGUGAAAUAUGUCGAAAAGACUCUUUAACAAGAAAUAUGUGCCGUAUGAUGAAAAUGUUUCCAAAAGAGUAUUCUUUUUAUCCAAAAGCUUGGUGUCUUCCAGCUGAUUACAGCGAUUUUGCUAAAUACUUCACGGAGAAAAAAUAUAAAACUUACAUAUCAAAACCAGACGUUGGGUGUCAAGGUCGGGGUAUAUUUAUCACAAAAAAUCCAACUAAAGAUAUCAAGCCAACGGAUAAUUUUGUUGUACAAGUGUAUGUGAAUCGACCAUUUUUACUUGAUGGAUUCAAAUUUGACUUACGUGUUUAUGUUGCUGUUACAUCGUGUGACCCAUUUCGAAUAUUCGUUUAUAGAGAUGGUCUUGCUCGUUUUACAACACAACAAUAUGAAGAACCAUCAAAUUCCAAUUGUAAAGAUAUUUUUAUGCAUUUAACUAAUUAUGCUAUUCAAAAACGUUCCGAUGAUUUUAUCCGAGAUGAAGAUUCCGGGACGAAACGUCGAAUAACAACAAUUAAUCGAUGGUUAGUCGAACAUGGUUAUGAUAUUAAUAAAUUAUGGAUGGAUAUUGAUGAUGUUGUUAUAAAAGUUCUUAUAUCUGCACAUUCAGUUCUCAAACAUAAUUAUCGCGCCUGUUUUCCAAAUCAUUAUCGUGGUAGUGCUUGCUUUGAAAUUCUGGGAUUUGAUAUAUUAAUUGAUCGAAAAUUGAAACCCUAUGUCCUUGAAGUAAAUCAUUCUCCAAGUUUUACAACAGAUUCAAAACUUGACCGAGAAAUAAAAGAUGCUCUUAUAUAUGAUACAUUACUUUUAUUAAAUAUGCCAGCAGCAGAUAAACGUCGAUUUAUUGAAGAAGAAAAGAGACGUGCCAAAGAAAGACUUUUUCAAAAAAUUAAUAAGAAAGAUAAUAAAUAUCGUGAAGAACAAGAAGAUCUUGCUCAACAAUGGCAAAAAGAAAUUGAAAAAUGGGAAGAGCAACACAUGGGAAAUUAUCGACGAAUUUAUCCAGGUCCUGAUAGUGCACAAAAAUACGAUAGAUUUUAUACACAAUCUGGAACACUCUAUUCGGAGACAGCUGCUUCAAAAGCUCGACUUGAGCAAGCAAAAGCACAAAUUGAUGAACUACAAAGAAAACAAGAUAAAUUCAAUGCAAUUAAAAAUCGAAAAUCACUUUCCGGUACAGUUAAUCAGAAUUCAAGAGAAGUUCCUGGUGAAAGUCCAACACGACGACCCCUACCCAUUGUUAAACCAUCAAGAACUUCAUCGUUCAAUCGAACACCAUUGAAACGUCUUACAGCCAAUGCUAAUUUAACUAUUUCACCUGCUCAAACUUAUGGAGAAUCAAUGAAACCGCUGGAUAUUGAUGAAAAUGAAGAAUUUGAACGAAUGACAUUAUUUAAACAACGAGAAACACUCAUUCGUGGAAUGGGCGUAAUUGAUAUGUGUCAUCGUUUGCUAUUUGGUACACCAGGAACUAUGGCCAAUGUGCCCAUGAACACUAAUAUGAAUGCACCAGCCAACGUACAACAACAUAUUGCAGUACCUAUUGAUAUUGCUGAUUCAUCACAAAACCUUUCUUUACUUCAAUAUGCUGCUUCAAAACUACCCCAAGGACACGCUAAUCGAUAUCCAUCAAAUAAUGGAGUAUCUUCACAAGUGUUUCAACAAUAUUUUAGUAAUCAACAGCAACAAAUGCAAUCGAAACUUGAGACUCGAUCAACACGAAAUGGAACAACACUUUCACAAAAUAGUUCAAGAAACGGGCGUUAUCAACAAGCACUACGUUUAACAGAAAAUAAUCUUCAAUAUAACAAUACUACUAGUAAUAGUAAUAGCAUCAAUCGAAUACUACUACCGACAAAUCCUAUGCCACAAUUAUCAACAAAUUUAUUACCUAAGACAUCCAUGACUGCAGCGAAUUCAGCAAUCGAUUCAUCAAUACGAACUAAAAGUGCAAAUACAAUGCCACGAACACGGACAGGCGGUCUCUAUUUGGUUUCCUGCGGUACUAAUAUCACUCGUCUUCCUAUCAAUGCUAAUUCAAACGGUGGAAAUGUUGCUUCAACAACAAAAGAAAUAGCUGUUAACGGCUCAUCCAUAUCAGCCAGUAAUAAAUUAGAGUCUCUAUGCGAUAUGGCAUCACUUGAACAAUUCAAACGGCUUCAUUUAACUAAACUUUCAUCUAAUGAUACUGUGUUAUCAUCAACAUCUUCACCAACACCAAAAUAA